Molecule: messenger RNA, 1262 nt
Organism: Manis javanica (Malayan pangolin)
Lineage: Eukaryota; Metazoa; Chordata; Mammalia; Pholidota; Manidae
Gene: TRUB2
Product: TruB pseudouridine synthase family member 2
Biological process (GO): RNA processing; pseudouridine synthesis
Molecular function (GO): RNA binding; pseudouridine synthase activity
Source: RefSeq, a predicted model, not a curated record
UUUUCCGCGAGCCGGGGCCUCUGGCUGCAGGCAUGAGACCCAGGGGCCUGGCGCGGCUGCAUGGGCUCUUCGCUGCCUACAAGCCCCCCGGGUUAAAAUGGAAGCACCUGCGGGAUACCGUGGAAUUGCAACUUCUUAAGGGUGUCAAUGCCGGGAAGCCGCCUGCCCCUGAACAGCGUGUUCGCUUCCUGCUGGGCCCCAUGGAAGGCAGCGAAGAGAAGGAGCUGACCCUCACAGCCACCAGUGUCCCCACCCUCACCAGCCAUCCGCUGGUAUGUGGACCUGCAUUCACCAGCUUGAAGGUUGGUGUGGGACACCGGCUGGAUGCCCAGGCAUCUGGGGUGCUUGGUAGGUGUUGUGUGCUCGGCGUGGGACAUGGAUGCAGCCUCCUCACUGACAUGUACAGCGCUCACCUCACCAAGGAUUACACAGUCCGCGGCCUCCUGGGCAAAGCCACAGAGGACUUCUGUGAGGGUGGGCCGUUGGUGGAGAAGACAACAUUCGACCAUGUGACCAGAGAGAAGCUGGACCGAAUCCUGGCCAUGAUCCAAGGAUCCCAUCAGAAGGCCCUGGUGAUGUACUCCAACGUUGACCUGCAGACGCAGGAGGCCUAUGAGAUGGCUGUGAGAGGCUUGAUCCGGCCCAUGAGCAAGUCGCCGAUGCUGAUAACCGGCAUCCGAUGCCUAUACUUUGCACCGCCAGAAUUCCUCUUAGAGGUGCAGUGCAUGCAUGAGACGCAGAAGCAGCUGCGAAGGCUGGUGCAUGAAAUCGGCUUGGAGCUGAAGAGCACGGCUGUCUGCUCCCAAGUGCGGCGUACACGCGAUGGCUUCUUCACCCUGGACGAUGCCCUCUUGAGGACCCAGUGGAACCUACAGAGCAUCCAGAAUGCCAUCCAGGCUGCAGCCCCCCGGGUGGCAGUGGAACUAGAGAAGAGCUUGAGGCCAGGCCAGGCACCCAGCAGCUCACCGGUUCAGGCCAGCCCUGAGACUCCAAGAGACUGAGCCCCACCUUGAGGCUGGAGAGCUGUGCAGGGCAUCGAAAGGCCAGGCAGCUGCUGUGGCAGCGGGUAGAUAAAAUAAGAAUUGUUCAUGAGUUGGAACCCAUGACUGUGCAGAAUCAAACUGUAGAGGACUCUUUUCUAUGUGUGACAUAAAACUUUGAAGCUCUAAGAGAAAAGAUCAGCAAACUUGACCCAGCCAAAAAGGAAAAAACUUCUGUGUGGUGAGAAGGUGAUAAACAAAUACAAAAGUAUUUUAAAUAUG